Arachis stenosperma is the source of this 2500-nucleotide messenger RNA. Its product is annotated as agamous-like MADS-box protein AGL30. Bases 333 to 1547 code for a protein of 404 amino acids. The record is from RefSeq and is a predicted model, not a curated record. Gene Ontology annotation, biological process: regulation of transcription by RNA polymerase II. Gene Ontology annotation, molecular function: protein dimerization activity; RNA polymerase II cis-regulatory region sequence-specific DNA binding; DNA-binding transcription factor activity, RNA polymerase II-specific. NCBI's taxonomy places the organism in Eukaryota, Viridiplantae, Streptophyta, Magnoliopsida, Fabales, Fabaceae. The transcript has 10 exons.
AACAAGAUGCAGAUAUGGUAUUAGUAUGGUGUUGGAAAUUAAAGGAUGAGGUUGAGAGGGCGAAACUCAUAUAUGUUAAUAUUGAUUGUUGUAAAGGGAAUGAAAUGAAAUCUGUAACGCUCUUUGAGUUGCCGAUUCUAUCGCACACCUCAAUGACCGUUUAAUCGGUCAUUCCAUCGUGUGUUAUGUAAAACCUAUUUGUAAGCUCUCUCAUUUCCUUCUCUCUCUCUUUCAAGUUUCAAUCUCCCAUUCCCAUUCCCAUUUCCUUUCCUCGCUCGCAUUCUUGCUAGGCGUUUCGAUUCUGCAACGUUACUUUCAUUGCAUCGUUUAGGAUGGGUAGGGUAAAGCUGAAGAUAAAGAAGCUAGAGAACAUGAAUGGGCGUCAAGCAACAUAUGCUAAAAGGAAGAAUGGAAUUAUCAAAAAGGCUACAGAGUUAUCUAUUCUUUGUGAUAUUGAUAUUAUACUUCUCAUGUUCUCACCAACUGGAAAACCUUCUUUGUGUAGAGGCAGGCGAAGUAACUUUGAGGAGGUUAUUGCAAAGUUUUCUCAACUAACUCCACAAGAAAGAGCAAAAAGGAAGUUGGAGAGUCUUGAGGCACUGAAAAAGACAUUUAAGAAGUUAGAUCAUGAUGUAAAUAUACAAGAAUUUUUGGGUACAAGUAGUCAAACUAUUGAGGUACACAACCAAACUAUGUCAAUUACUAUGUUCAAUAUAUAUUUAUUUUUGUCAUUGUUUUAUCUGUCAAUACUAACUCACUUUUUGCAGGACCUAAGUAAUCAAGCUAGGCUAUUACAGACUCAAAUUUCUGAAACACAGAAGAGAUUAAGUCAGUGGAAGGAAUUUGAAAAAAUCAAUAAUGUGGAACAACUUGAACAGAUGGAAAAUUCAUUGAGAGAUUCAAUCAAUCAAAUUCGAAACCGUAAGGAACAUAUUAAAAACCAACAGCUUGUGUCACUGCAAUGCAAUAACCAGUUCAAUGAAAUGCAUAUUCCGUUUAGAAUGGGUACUGAGCAGCAUCUCCAACCUCUACCAUGGAUUGGUAAUGGUGACAGCCCAAAUCUAGUUUUACCUGAUGACUCUAGCUUGCUUCUCCACAAAGAUGUAGAGGGAUCUGCAAGCUCAUCAUUUGGGAGUUAUGCAAGUUACAUUGGAUCAAGUAGUAAAACAGAUAUUUCAAACUCAGGGCAAGAAAAUGGUGUCCUAAGUGAUUUGAGCAGCACUACUGCUCCAUUGAGACUACCAUUGAAUAAUGGACAUCAGUUUCCAUACAUGCCAUCAUACAAUUUCAAUUUGCUGAAUGAUUUCAAGUUCCAAGCAGCUCCAGAGAUGAACCAUCAUCAUAAUCAGCCACAAGAAAACCAUAAUUUAAGUUUUCAUCAUCAUGUCAACAAUGGAAACUUUGAAGCCCCAAGGAAUGCUUAUGACUCCAAUCACCACCACCACCAUGGUUGGGCUUCCACUUCAGGGCCUUGUGCUGUUACUAUGUUUGAUGAGCAUUUGUAUGCCCAGGCAAGUUUACCUCAAGUCAACUUUGGUUCAACAUAGCCAACACUAUUCUUCUUUUCUUUUUUCUUCUAAUUGCAGAACAAGCAUCCAUAUCUUUUGUUACCUAUAUUGAUACAACAGUUGUGAUUAUCCUCUUAAUUUAUACCUCUUUUUUUAUGUCUUAUACUUCCAACUUUGCCGUUUAGCUUCAAAGUUCACUAUCCUUAUAAACUUCUACUUUUGUUUGAGUGCAGCAACCAAACUGAUUCAUCAUGGAUUUUGCCAUCUGCCUUGUAAUGAAUUUGCUAAAGAAUUAUCAGUCACCCUUGAUAACCUUAGCAUCCUCAAAGAUUUUUACACAACAGAUGUGUUUUUUAUAUGCAGACAUAUAUAAGAAACAACAACCAAUUUUUAAAAUGUGGCUUAGCUUCCUAACAGCAGGUAAGCCUAGCUUGAUGUCAUUUACUCACUUAGGCAAUGUUUGAUAAUUAAGACAAGACAGGGCAGAACAUUUUUUAUAUCUCUUGGUUUCUGUUUCUGUGUCUUGUUUCAACGAUCAAACACAGCCUAAUUGUGCUGAGUUAAUGCUGAGGCAGAAGAAUGUUACACUAGAUCUUUUUAAUAAUUACCAAUAGUAGGUUCUAUUGGUGUUGUUGCUUCCACCUUGUCUCUUAGGUGUGAAGGUUACCUAUAGCCUAAAGAAUCACAUUUCUUCUCCCUCAUACAGUCAAUACUUGUAUAUAUAAGAUCACAUAUAGCAAAAACUAGUAAUUCAGUCUUCUGGAUUUGCAUUUUUGCCCAAAACUCAUCAUGUAUUUGCUUCUUGUAAAUAUGUCAUUGUUCAGUUUGCUUAAUAAUUAUCCUUACAUAUAUAGAGGGUCACCUGCAAUGGACCUAACUGAAUUUGGAAACAUAACACAACAUACGAAAAAUCUAAUGUUUUGAUCAUGAGCUCAAAUAUAUUAGAGUUCAAAUCACUCAUGAGCUAAUAGUGUGUUAAGUUUGAAAAGAAG